Messenger RNA from Thecamonas trahens ATCC 50062, 14189 nucleotides. RefSeq lists its product as uncharacterized. The transcript is spliced from 3 exons. Gene Ontology annotation, molecular function: dynein intermediate chain binding; minus-end-directed microtubule motor activity; dynein light intermediate chain binding. Gene Ontology annotation, cellular component: dynein complex. Gene Ontology annotation, biological process: microtubule-based movement. Lineage: Eukaryota; Apusomonadida; Apusomonadidae. The coding region runs from base 1 to 14163 and encodes 4720 amino acids. The record is from RefSeq and is a predicted model, not a curated record.
AUGACAGACCCAGCGGCACCACGCCUUCGCAAGGUCUUCAAGCCUCUUGACCAAUACUCGCGGGUCAAGCUCUCGGCUGUCCGGCUCCACCGUCAUGAACGGCUCCUCACUCAGGGCCCGGACGCGCCGCUACCUCCACCACUACCAGAACUCGCACCACAGGCAGAAGCAGAGGGCGGAACUGAGAGUCAUCGGUCUUCACGACUUGCUCCUUCUCUUCGUCCGCAUCCGCCUUCGCCUCGGCCGCGGCAGCACACUCGCCCGCGGAAGACUGACCUUGGCCUCGCACCCAAGCCGUUUCCCAACAAUCGCGGUCUGCAGCAGCCGCAUCCUCCGCCUGCACCGGCCCCGGCACCGGCGCCGUCUUCUGAUCCGAGGUACAAUGCCUUGCUUGAGCCACUAGCUUCUCACACGCUCCCGCAUGUUCCGCGAGAUGCCGCCUUUAACUCGGUCCCUCUCCCGAUGGGCGUGCCCCCGCCGCUGCGGCUCUCGGCUGCCCGCGCUCGGGCCCGCGCUGGCCGCACCACCAUUGCACCACUGCUCAACGCGCCGGUAUCGGUCGGUACCUCUCGUGGCUCACGGGCCACCUCGCGCUCGCUCGGCUCCCGCGCCAUUCUCACCCCGAUCGACCCGCCGCCGACCGCCUCGGCCGCCCUCGACGACUUUCCCACCUUUCUCCCGCUCGACUCGUUCGAUGCCAUCGAUGCUGCCUCACGCCCGCCGUCGGAGCGGACUGCCCGUGCCGAGCGGCCGGACGUUCCGCCGGCGUCGUUUGAAAACUACUCCAACGUGGCUGCCGUCUCCAAGUUCUUCCGCCACGACGGCUCGUUCGAAUGGAUGCCGGUCCGCGUUCUUGGCUUUGACCCCGACAAGAAUCUGUACCUCGUCGAGUUUGUCCACACCAACUCGUCCAAGUAUGUCUCGCGCUUCAACCUCGUCUUUGACGGCGAAGACACCGGGCUCCUCGAUGAUCGUCGCCGCGAGGCCCUCGCUCUCCGCGACGAGCAGGAACACUGGCUUCGCCUGCUGUACUACGUCAACGACAUGCCGUCGCCGCCAUCGCUCUCGAUGCCGCGCACCCAGCUCGAGAGAAUCCUCACCCUCGCUGCCGUGCCGCCCUCCCACCCGUCGUUCGCCGACCUCGUCCUUGACAUGCAGGCCAACCACGCUCGCGGCCAGAAGCUCGCUGCCGUCAAGUCACGUUUUGGUGCCGACCCGGAGCUUGCAGCCCAGUACUCGGCGCUCAACUUUGCGCUCCUCGACACUCGUCGGCCUGUCCCGCACCACGCCAUGGUCCAGCUCCCGCUCGGCUCACCAGGCACCCGCUCGCUUGUCCGUCAUUUUGACGCUUUCCUCGUCCGUGCGCUGAGCCCGGCCGUCGCAGCGCUCAACGCUAUCCGGGCAGAGUGUCUCGCGGUCGAAGAGCUUGUACUGUUCAACACGAACGUUGCCUCGUCGCCGUCGGUCGCCGCCUCGGGCCUCGCCCCGGGCGCCGUCCUCGAACUCGCCGCCUUUCGGACCGAGCAGCGCGCCGUCUCGGUCUCCACCAUCAAGCAUUUGCGCGCCACCUGGCGUGAGCGAGUCAAGCACCAGUUUGAGCUCAACUUGCCGGUCAUCAUCCAGACCGCCGCCCUCGACACCUCGCUGGCUGGCCGGCCUGCCGUCCGCAUGCGUGACAUCCUCCUCCGCAUCACCGCCCUUCUCAUGGAGUCUGCCGUCCGCGGUCUUAUCACCUCGGCCAUUUCCUCACUCGACGCCUUUUUCGCGCCCUACGCGGACGUGCCCGACUUUGAGCCUGCCGCGUUGCCCAAUGCCGCCACCUCGGAUGACCUCGACUGGUCUGCCCUCCUCCACGGUGCUCCGCCGUUUGCGCCGGACCUCGACUCACUGCCAAGCUCAACGCCGCUUCUCCGCAUUGCCCGCUGCCUCCCGGAACCGCUGUUUGUCACCACCCUUGUCCUCACUGGCUUCCACGCUCAUCCGUCCAAAGCCAACGAGUCUGACCCGCUUUGGGACGCCCAACACGACCUCAUCUACCGUGAUUCAUACCUCGCCACCGUCGCAGCUGCCGGCGAGUCUUCUCUCUCCAUGGCGCUCUCAUCGUCGACCAUCGCUGCCGACCUGUUCCUAGUUGGCGAGCAGGAUUUGGAUCACGGCUCGAUUGAGGACCUGCACAUCGCCGUGCCUGAGCAGCUCGCCGAGAUCGAGUCUACCACCCCGGCUGACGAGCUUGCCGCCCGCGCCGCCCGCGCCCGCGCCGCACACAAGGACUCACUUGUCCGCGACACCGUCGGCCUCGCUCUCGACCCGCCGCUCUCGGCCUUUGAGACCAUGCUCACCUCAGUCAUGGACGACAUUCUUGCUGCCGCCGACAAGGUGCCGCUCAUCGACUCGGAAGUGACCGGCAACCCGGCCCUGUUCUCAAAGUACCUGGCCUCGGUUGAUCCGACCUCGCCGGACAUUGCUCCGGUCCUCACCGGCGUCAUGGCGAAUCUCCGCGCCAACUUUGCACUUCCGCGCGAGCUCCUUGCUCGCCUCACACCGUACACCGCGUACAUCCGCCUUUACACCCAGCGCGCUGCCUUUGAAGCUGCCAUCAUCGACAUGGCUCCGUCACUCGACCAGUACGCUGCACUAGUUCGGGCCCAACGUGACCGCGCCGCCGCCGUUCGCGCAGACCUUCCUGACCUCCUUGCCUUUGGCCUCUUCGAGAUCAACCUCAAGCCGGCAAAGACCGUGCUGGCCGCCAUGGCCGAGUCGCUCGCCCGCCUUGUUCUGCGCCUCCUGCACGCUGAGGCCCGCGACGACGCCUCUCUCGUCCGCGCCUCGUUCAAGGACCUCAACGCCAAGCUCCACGCCCCGACCGAGACGCCCGAGGACUGGAAAGCUAUGAAACAUGUCAUGGCCAACCUCGAUGACACCGUCGCCGGCCACGUCUCCCGCAUCCGUGCCAUGCUCGCCAAAUACGACACCCUCGAGUCGUUUGGCUUCCGUAUCGACGACUCGGAGGCGUACCUCAAGUGGGAUGCCGUCCGCUGGCCGCGCCGCAUCUCGGAACAAGUCAUCCACACUCAGAACGCGCUUGCAGACGCCGAGCGCAUCUUUCAGCAGGAGCUCGCCGACAAGCAAAAGGCCUUUGCCCUGCAAGCCAUCAAGCUCGAAGACUCGCUCCGCGAGGCUGAGGGCUACGGCGACCUUGACCGUGCCCCGCUCUAUCUCUCGGCGCUCCGCACUCUCAAGCGCAACGUCGACGACGCCGUCGACAUUGCCGCUACCUUUAAUGACCACGAGUCUAUUUUCGGCCACUCGCUGACCUCGUACGCCCAUCUUGUCGAACUGGCCGCCGCCGUUGCGCCCUUCCUCCGCCUCUGGGACAUCGCUGCUACCUGGGACGACACCCGCGCUGCCUGGCUCGAGGACGAGUUUGUUUCACUCUCGGCAGAUGCUAUGCAGAACCAGCUCGAUGCCUGGCUUGACGACCUUACCUCACUCGGGGAGGCCUUUAUCCGCCUCGCUGUCCCACGCGCCGCCGUUCGCACCCUCCGUGCCCAGAUCACCGCCUUUGCUGCCCACAUGCCUGUCAUCUCGGCCCUCCUGGCCAUUGCCCACCUUGCGCCGCAGCUGCGCAACAAGCACUGGGCCGCCGUGACCAGGGCCACCGGCCAGGACUUUGUUCUCAAGCAGGACACUGAUCUCGCCUACAUUCUCGCCAACUACUCGUUUGCGCACUGCAUGCCCGAGCUCGAGGCCGUCGCCCGCGCUGCUCGUGCCGAGCGUCGCAUCGACGACACGCUUCGCGCACUCUGGCAGGAGCGGUACAACUUUAAGUUUGACGUUCUUCCCCAUCGCGAGACUCACUCGUACGUGCUGGAUCCGGUCGCCGUCGAAGACAUUGCCCAGCGCAACGAGGAGCACAUUCUCAAGGUCGAGGCCCUCCGCUCCUCGCCACACAUUGCCGAGUUCUCCAAGCGGCUUGCUGAGCUCAAGGCCGAGUUUGACAAGUUCUCCCGCCUCCUCGACGGCUGGCUCACCCUUCAGCGUCACUGGACUUACCUCCAGCCGGUCUUUGCAUCCGACAUCUCGCACCAACUCCGCGACGAGGCUCGCGAGUUUGAGCGCGUCGACAAGUUCUGGCGCCGCGUCAUGGACGCAAUCCACGACUCGUCGUCGUACUCGUCCAUCUCCACCCGCAACUACCACGAGUCGUUCGAGAAGAUGAACACCACCAUGGAGCGGGUCAAGGCCUCGCUCACUGGCUACCUCAACGUCAAGCGCUCCACCUUUCCGCGCUUCUUCUUCCUCUGCGACGGUGAGCUCCUCGAGCUGCUUGCGCUCUCGGCUCCAUCCGCGCUCAUUCCCUCGCUUCCAAAGCUCUUUUCUGGUCUCCACCACUUUGCCACCUCGCCGAUCUCGCCGAGUAUCACUCACAUGGCAUCGUCAUCUUCAGCCCCGCUCAUCGAGCUCCAUGCCCCGGUCCCACUCGUCAACGCCCAGCUCGAGGCCUGGCUCGCCGCCCUCACCCGCGGCAUGGUCUCCACCCUCUCUCACAUCGCCGUCUCCGCCCUCGCCUCCUACCCGGGUCCCGACAACGCCGCCGCACUCCUUGCAUGGGCCGCACCGCUCCCACCCCAGCUGGUCAUCCUGGUGGAGCGCAUCGCCUUUGCCACUACUGUCGAAGCCGUCGCUGAGCCGCUGCUCCCGCUCUCUGCUGCUCGCGAGUCUGCGCUCAUCGACGUCAUUGCCAAUGCGCUUCGGGCGCCGCCCUCGUCCGGAUCCGCCGAUGCUUUGCAGCCGCCGCGCUCCACCCUCGAGGUCAUGCUUCUCCUGCACACCUACUUUCGUGCCGUGUACUGCGAGCUCCUUGUGCCGGCCAACCCACUCUCGCCGGCCAAGCCAGCCACGCCCUGCACCCCGCGGACGCCAUCGUCACAGCCGGCCUCGCCACCGCUCUCGGCUUCCAGCUCCUCGUCCAAUCUUGCUGCUCUCUCCGCCUCGCAGCAAGUAGGGUCGGCCGCAAGCUUCCUCGCCACUGCAGAGCCGGACGUCCGCGCCGCCUAUGCCGGUCACCUCCGGUUCUAUGCCGACACCACCGACACCACCGGCCGUCUCGCCGUUUCUGCCCGCCAGUACGAUGCCGAGCUAAGUUACGACUUUGAGCUUGUUCCGCCGCAUGCCCCGCUCGCCAUCACCCCGCCCGAACGCGGUGCGGUUGCGGCGGCCACCUCGGCACUGGUCGCAUCGCGCCUCGUCGCCAUCACCGGCGAGCACUCGACCGGCAAGACCCGGACCGCCCUCGCCCUCGCCCCGAAUCUUGGUCGCUACCACGUCGUCUACUCGGGCUCGCCCUGCAUGCACUACGUCACACUCACCAAUUUGUUCAAGGGCGCCGCCGCCGCCGGCGCGCUCCUCGUCAUCAACGAUGUCGACCGCCUCACCACAGGCAUGAUGGCGGUGGCAGCCCAGCUGCUCGGUCGCCUCCUCCGUGCCCGCGCUGCUGGUAAGGCCGCCAUUGCCUUUGAAGGCUCUGAUGCGCUUCCGCUUGCUCCCUCCAUGGGUGUGGUCCUCACCGCUGCGCUGCUCUCCUUCUCGCCACCGUUCCAUUCGACCGUCGUUCACAAACCUCGCCUGCCGGGUGCAGCGCCGGGCGAUCGCCAGUGGUCUUCGCUCUCGGCCUCGCCGCUGGAGUCUCUGGUCGCCUUUGAGUCGGCUCAAUCGUUUGCCUCGUCACCAAUGCUGGCUGCUGACGCCGCAAACGCCGCCGAAGCCGGUGAUGCCGCCGCGGCCGUCCCAGCGCCGCCGGCUGUGGCUCCGGGCAUCUCCUCGCUCAACGUUGCGCUGUACUCAGCCUCGCAUCUCUCGCCGUUGCCGCCGGCGCUCAAGGCAGCCUCGCGGACCAUCGCCCUAGCUGCUCCGUCGCUCCACGCUAUUGCUUCCGCGAAUCUCGCAUGUGCCGGCCUUGUCCACGCCGCCACGCUGGCGACCAAGCUUGCCGCCCUCGCCGAGCUCGUCCCCGCUAUUUGCGCCCGCUCCGUUCUCCGCGUCUGUCGCCUUGCCACCGCGAUGUGGCGCUCGGUCGAGAGCGCUUCCCUUCUUCCGCCGCAGGCCUACACCCACGAAGCUACCAUUGUCGUUGCCGCCGUCCGCAUGUGGAUGGCGCCCCGCCUCGACAAAGCCGACAUGCAGAGCUUUGAGGAUGCCCUCGCAGCCGCCUUUCCGCGCGGCUGUGAAGCAAGCCCACAUCCUGGCCUUGCCGUCCCGCGCCAUGUACCGCUGCUGGAUGCCACGGCCGCUGCCGCACAUGCCAAAGACCUUGGCCUCGAGGCCACGCCUCAGCUCCUUGCGUGUGCCACUGCGCUCUGCGACGCCGCGGCUCUUGCGCGCGGCGUCAUGCUUGUCGGCUCGCCGGCGUCGGGCAAGUCUGCCGCACUUGCGCUCUUCCGCGCACACCUUGCCGCUGUUGGCGGCUGGCGGGUGGCGGCGGUCUACCCAGCCUCGCUCACCUACGGUCAGCUGUACGGCUCGAUUAACCCGUCGACGGGCGUUUGGGUCGACGGCCUUGUUGCACACCUUGUCCGCGCUGCCGCAGCCGCAUCUGCAGCCUCUGGUGCCCGCACUCUGAUUGUCUUCGAUGGCCCGCUCUCGGCCCACUGGGUCCGUCCGCUCUUCGACCUUCUCGGCGCUCACCCUGUCCUCUGCCUCGACUCGGGCGAGCGCGUGCUCUCAACCCCGGACUUGCAUUUGGUGUUUGAGACCGAGUCGCUCGACCUCGCGCCGCCGUCGCUCGUCGCGCAGUCGGCUAUUGUUCGCACUCCGGGCCCGCUCUCGUGGCGGCUGCUGGUCGCCCCCGCGCUGGCGCGCUUUGAGCGCGAGUACGGGCCCCAGAUGGGUGUUCAGCAACUUGAUGUCGCUGCCACCCUUACUCGCCUCCUCGUCGACUCGACACUCGUGGCGAAGGCGGUCUCAGUCCGAGGGGCCUUCACCGCAGUGGCCUCCUUCCUCGCGCUGCUCGGCUCCGAGCUGGCAUCGUACCGCGGCGUCGAUCUCUCGUCGUCGCCUGAGUUUGGCCGCCUUCACCCUCUCCCGUCAUCAGAGACUGCUCUCGCGGCACGACUCGAGGCGCUGGUUCUCUUUGCCGCCGUCAACACACUUGGUGCGCUCCCGGUCAGCUCGGCACGGACCGGGUGGAUUUCUUGGCUCGGUGGCGCACUCUCCAGCUUUGGCAUCGAGCUCGACGCACUCGGCGUCGAGACCGUGGCACAACUUGCCGACGUCGUGCCGAAUCCGAAUGCAACGGCAGAGCCGCACCUGGUCUCGUGGGCCGACUACGCCGCCGGCCGCGGCCUGUUUGUCACCAUGCCGGUCGUGGGCACUCCUAUUCGUGCCCACCGCGGCUUUGCUGCCUCGACCGUCCGUGUCCAGUACCUGACCUCCAAGCUCCUCAACGCCGGACACCAUGCGUCGGGCUUUCAGCUCGCGCUCGACCGGGUCCUCACACGCAAGCGAAAGAACGUCUGGGGCCCGAUUGCCCACGGCCAGACCCGCGCCAUCCUCGCCGACGACUUUGAGUUCCGCAUGGAAGAGGGUGCGCUUGGCGAGCUGCUCCGCCAGUGGCACGACACAGGCGGCUGGCACGACGCCACCAAGCCGACAACCUUUCGCUUUGUCGAGUCGAUUCAGUUUGUGUUGGCCUCCCUCGACGCCGACGCCGACCCGCUGCCGCCGCGGCUGGCCCAUCGGUUUGUCACGCUUGCCGUUGAACCACCGUCGCACGACGAGCUCGUUGUUGCGCUCGCGCCCGCCGUUGCUGUUCACCUCCAUACCGCCCACAAGCUCUCAUCGCUCGACCUUAGGUCGCUCUCGAAGCCUCUUGUCGGUGGAACGCUCGCGCUGUACCACGACCUUGCGCUGGCGCUUCCCGCCUCGCACGCGCGGCCGCACUACGCCUUCAACAUUCGACAUGUCGUCAAGGUACUUGACGGCCUUGUCCUUGCAGUCCGCGGCGGUCUCGAGUCUGUGGAAGACGUGCUCGAGGCGUGGCACCACGAGCUCCGACGGGUCUUUGCUGACGGCCUCGUCGAGCUUGAGCACCGGACAUGGGUCGCUCGCUGGAUCGCCACCCACGGCCCACAGCUCUUUGCAGGCAUUGCCGAUGCCCAAGUGCUAGCCGAGCUCUUUGCAUCGCCGCCGCGGCUGUUCAACACCCUCAUGCCAAGCGUCGCCAAGGACCACCCGUACGCGCCGGUGGCUUCGGGUGACAGUCUUCUCGACGUGGUCGACAAUUUUGUGACCGAGCUCAAUGCGUCGACACAGACCCCGCUCAAGCGGGCCUUCCUCAUGGACGCUGUGUCGCACAUCUCUCGCCUCAACCGCGUCUUUUCGCUCCAGCGCUCGCACGCGGUCCUUGUCGGCGCAACAGCAGCGCAGCGGACAAGCCUCGCUCGGCUCGCCGCUGUCCUCUCGCACGUCGCCCAGCGUGCCAUCCUCGAGCUCUCGGCCACGCUCCACUCCGACGAGGUCGAGUGGCGCAAGCUCCUCUCGUCUGCGCUGCUUCGGGCCGGUGGCCUCGGCCUUGCCACGGUGCUCAUUGUCGAUGAGACCCAGCUUGCUGCCGAGUGCGUCCUCGCCGACUUGGCCAUUGUCAUCAACUCGGGUCACGUUCCCAUCACCCUCUUUACCGAGGAGCAGCAGCAAGCCGUUGCGCGCCACAUCCGCAACACUCAUCCGGGCAUGGUCGAAGGCGCCGCCAUCUACGUCCAGUUCCUCCGCAACAUCAAGACCCAUCUGCACCUGGUGUUUGGCUUUGACGCCGCCUCGCCCACCAUGCACUUUGUCACCCGCCACUACCCGGCACUGCUCAACUGCUGCACCCUCGACUGGUUUGACACCGUGCCCGACGACGACCUGCGGCUGGCCGCGCACCAGGUUCUUCACAACGUGCCUGGUGCACUGCUGAGCUCGAGCAUGCUUGAGAGCGUCGGUGACCUGCUUGUCGACCUGCACAAGGUGGCCGUGCACGUGACGGGCGCCUUUGCGCUCGCCACCGCGCUGCCGACCCCGGUCUCGCCCGCAAGCUUCACCGAGUUUCUCUCCGAGGUUGUGGAGGUCAUCAAGCACCGCUCGCAAGAGUACUCGGAGCGGGCACAGGUGCUCACCGCGGCGCUGCUACAGGUCGACAGCGCCAACGCGGCGGCGGCCCAGCUCAAGAUCGAACUCGUUGGCCUAUACCAGACCAUCACCGAACGUGAGGCUACCAUUGCGGCGCUCGAGGAGGAGCUGUCGGACGACCACGCUUCGAUUCGGCACUUUGAGGACGAGCUGGCUGUUCUCAGCCAGGCCAUUGACGCCAAGAACGCGACUGCGAGUGAGCUCGAGUCGGUACUGCAAGUCUCAGAGGAGACGGUGCUGCCCAACAUGGUGCGCGCCAAGAAGCGGCUGAAGCAGCUACAGCGACGGACCCAGCUGAGCCUGGCGUCCAAAACCAAGCCGUCGCUGGCCCUGCGGCUGGUGAUGAAGGCCAUCUGCAUCAUCCGCGAAAUCACACCACGCUACGUCAUGGUGCCCGGAACCGGCGCCGAUGGCGCGCCGAUCCGCGAGGAGACGUACUGGCCUGAGGCCAAGAUCUUGCUCGCCGACGGCAAGUUUGUACGCAACCUUCUGUUCGUUGACCCGAUGCAGCUGACCGACGAGUCUGUGGCCAAGCUUGCUGACGUGCUCGCGCACGAGAGCUUCCAGGGCAAGGCGGUGGUCAAGCUCCGGCGGCCGGUCCGUCUACUGUACGACUACGUGCACGCGGCGUACCAGCUGAGAGUCACGCUCACCUCGCUCAAGCCGCAGCAGGAGGAGCUUCGCAUUCUGCGGAUUGAGAUUGAGGGCCUCCUCGUCGAGCGGGCCGGGCUCACCGCCGAACUCCACGCGCUGUCGGCCAAGAUUGCGUCGCGCGACGCCGAGCUUGUGUCGGCGCGCAACGAGCUCGUAGCGGCGCGGGCGACCAAGGAUGCUCAUGUGGCGCGGGUCCAGCACGCGCAAAAGCUCGAGUCGAUGCUCGAAGACAACGUGGCAACCUGGGGUGAGCGGCUCAGCGAGCUGCGGAAGCGGCUCGAGGCGCUGCUGGGUGACGCACUAGUGGCGGCGACCUUCCUAGUCUAUGGCGGCCCGCUCUCGGUCGAAGCGCGAAACAGCCUGGCAAGCAAGGCAAUCCAGGCUGCGGUUGCUGCGGGCUUGCGCCCGUCGCAGACCGAGGAAACCUUUGACCUCGGUGAGCUGCUGAUGGGCAAGGCUGAGCGGCUUGGAUGGGCGGCGCUCGGCCUUGAUGCCCGCGACCGGUUUGCGGCUCAGAACGCAGUCAUCAUGUUUGUCAACAACCAGCGAUGGCCGCUGCUCAUUGACCCGUCGGGCAACGGCGUACGCUGGGUCCGCUCCCUCGAGGGCGAGCCUCUCCGCGAAAUCCGGGCUGGCUCGGACAAUGUGAUGGCGGCGGUGAGCCGCGCUGUCCGCGACGGCGUGCCAGUCCUCCUCCACGGCAUCCUCUCCGACGCCGACCUGCCGCCUGCGCUCGGCCCGCUGCUCUCCAAGCUUUACUUUACCGACAACGAUGGGCUCGGCGUGCGGAUUGGUGAUGUGGUGGUCAACGUUCGCGAGGGCUUCCACCUCUACCUAGCGACGCCACUGGAAGACGCAUCGUGUCUCACGCUGGUGACAUCGGGCAUUGUCGGCUGUAUCUCGUACCGGCACGCACCGACGACAGUGAGCCUUGCGCUAGGUCAGGCCAUUGCCGACGCCACUGCGCCGAGCCUCCGUGUGGAGGACAAGCGCGACGCGGUCAUUACGGCCGAGCUUGCGCUGCUGGAGGCGGAUGGGCACUUGCUCACGAUGCUGACAGAGUCCGCGAUAGACGCGCUGGUGGGCAGCGACGCGCUGCUGGACGAGCUCGGGCGGGCCAAGUCACAGCUACUGCUGGCAGAGAACGUGCUCGCCAAGCGGCGCGAGGCGCUCGGCGAGGCGCGGCGGGCGUUUGACGACGUGCUCGGGCCAGUGGUAGAGACUGCAGUCUCGAUGUACGGUGCCAUGUCUGACUUGCAUAGCGUCAACCCGGUGUAUCGGUUCUCGUUUGGCUGGUUCCAGGCCGCGCUGGUGGCGCAGCUGGCUCGACAGCUGGGCGAGGUGGUCGCUGCUGGAACAAGCGGCAGUGCCUCUAUGCCGCACACGGCGUCAGAGGCCAUGCUGGGCGAGGGCAGCGAGGCAGCCAUUGACCCGUCACUGGCCGCCGAGCUGGGCGAGGCAAUGCGAGUUGCGCGAGCGAGCGUCUUUGGCGAGGUUUCCAAGUCGCUCUUUGACGAGGAUGCACUGCUGUUUGCCACGCUGCUCGUUGUGCGCGACCGCGUGGCGAGCGGCGCCGUCUCGCGCGAGCUCUACGACGCGUUUGUGCACGGGCCGGGGGCAGGCGAUGGCGGUGGGCGGCGGUUUGGUGCAAAUCCGGCUCCCGAGUGGCUCAACGACGCCGCGUGGGCGGCCGUGUGUGCAACAGCCGGUACUGUACCUGGCCUCGAUGGGCUCUCGGCCGAGGUGACGAUGCGUCCAAGCGAGUGGCGCAAGUGGCUGGAGGCCAGUGAGCCGUGGCGGACGCCGCUGCCCACGGACAAGUGGCAGCGGCGGGUGCCGACAAAGUCGUUCCUGCGGCUGGUGCUGGUGCGGUGUGUGCGGCCGGACGCGCUGCUCGGCGCACUGCGGCACUACAUCUGGUUUGCCCGCGAGGACUACGGGCCCGAGUUUGUGAGCUCGCGGUUGGCAGACGUCGGGUACAUGCUUGCGCACGCGUCGCUUCCGCCAGGGGUGGCGUCGUGGUCGUGCGCGCCGGUGGCGAUUCUGCACGACGACGGCGUCGAUCCUCUCCUGCCGGUGGUUGCCCACGCCGCCGCCGCUGGCGUACCCGAGUCCAAGCUCCUCAUUGUCCCGCUUCACUCACACUCGGUAUGGCGCGCACCUAGUGAGCCUGAGAGCACGAGUGGAGUGUCCGCCUCGAGUAGUGCCGGAACCGGCACCAGCGGCAGCGGAUGGCCUGCCGCCUCGCGCGAGGUGGGCGAGCCUGCGCCGGGCGCCGCGAGUCUACUCGCCUCGGGCAUGUCGAAUCCUGCGCUGGCCGCGAGGGCGGGUGCAGGCGCAACCGCUGGCGCGGUGUCUGGCCUCAACACCUCGGCGCGGCGCGGGCUGGGGCGGGUGCGAGGGAGCGGUGCCGGAGGCGGGAGCGGGAGCCCAGUGAGUCUAGGAGGUUUGGUCGCCGCGGCGCCGACAGGUUCAACCGGCGCGUCGGAGCUGCAGCGGGCGUCGCUGGAGACGACGAUGGCCGGGCGUCUGCUGAGCUCUAAGCUCGACGGCGGGCUCGGAUGGGGCCCGCCGGUCAAGUCUGUACUGGACGCCGCCAACUCGUGGGGCCGAUGGGUGGUGCUCACCGAUGUGGACGAGGCACCGCAAGAGGUGCUCGACGAGCUUGCGCGGUACGUCAUGGGGCUCUCACCGGCGGUGACGCACACGGCGUUCCGGCUGUUUGUGCUGGCGAGCCCGGUCAUCUCACUCCCGCAGCCGCUUCUCUCGCAAUGCGUGACGCUUGUGGCGCAGGCCGCGCCGAGCGUGCGGUCGAGCGUGAUGAGCGCGUUCAGCCACAACGGCGAGAAGCUGAGCAAGGCACUCUCUGCCGACCGCCGAACGAGCUGGCGGCGCGCAGCGGUGGGUGUGUUCUUUGUGCAUGCGCUUGUUCGUGGGCGAUUCCGGUUUGAGCCGCAGGGCUGGUCGUGGCCUGUGGCGCUGCCGAGCUUGGCCACCGAGGUCGAGGUGCUUGGGGUGCUCGAGCGCGAGCUUGCAGCGCGGCCAGUCGGGCGUGACAUCGAGCAUGUGCUGGCCUUCGUCCGUGGAUGGGCCCGCGACGUGGCGUACGGUCCGCUCUUUGGUGCGCCGCUGGACCGCUGGAUUGUGGAGGCGCUGCUGCGGUCGGUGCUGCGGCCAGAGAUUGCGGACGAGAGCCGCAACUUUGUGCUCCGCGGCGAGUACGUGCUACCCAAGGCGUCUGCCGGACUCCCGUCCGAGUAUCUCGAGCAUGUCAAGACCCAGUUUAGCAGCGACGAUCCGGCGAGCGUGUUCGGCCUCCCGGAUUCGGUGACGAGCGAGGCCAACCGGAAGCAUGUCCACCACUUGCUUGCCGCACUGGCAAGCCUCGAUCUUGUGCACGCAGACUCUGACUCGGUUCCGCCUCCGCGACACACAAUCUCGUCGUGGUCGGACGAGGCAACGACGGUCAUUGCCACGCUUGCACAGCGGGUGCCGGAGCAGAUUCCGGGGAAGCUGGUGGCGGUGCCGGAUCACGCGUCGCUGAGCGUGAAGCUUGUGGCGCGGCAGGUGAGUCGGUACAACAAGUUGCUCCAAGUAGUCCAUGACUCGCUGGCGGAGCUGAGCGCGGCGCUCGCCGGUCGGGCGGUGCUGAGCCUCGAGCACGAAGUGCUCUGCGAGCAGCUUCUUCGCGGGCUUAUUCCGUUUCAGUGGGCGGUUGUCUCUUACGAGCACAUGUACGGCCUGCAAAGGUUCCUCGAUGAUCUUGCGCGGCGUGUGGCGAGCGUGCGGCGGGUGUGCAGCGGCGAGGCUGCCGGCGGCCUACAUGCCGGCUCGGUCGAUGUCUCGAUCCUCUUUGCCCCGCGCGAGCUGUUUGCGGCGGUCCGCGAGGCGGCCGCGGCGGCACUGGAGACGACCUUGGACAUGGUCGAGGUGCGUCUCUCGUUUGCGGCCGAUGAGGUUCAGGCCGCGACGGCGGCAGGGGGCGGCGGCAGCGCUCGCGCGCGUGCCGGCCUGUGCGUCGAUGGUCUCUGGAUCCAGGGCGCGCAGUGGUCUCCGGACCGCAGCGUGGUGAUGGAGAGCAGCGAGAGUGCCGGAUCUGCACCGAUGCCACGCGGGGUGCUGAGCGGCGUGGCUGUUCGCAAGCAUGAAGAUGCCCAAGCCGAGGCUGGAGUGGUGCGGGUGGCUGUCCCUGUGUGGUCGACCGAGUGGCGAGCCGAGACGCCGCUGGUGUGGGUGGAGCUCGACGCGUCGCCGACGCUGCAUGUUGAUGCUGUGCAUGCGGUGGAGGACGAGUGGGCGCUGCGGAGCGUGGCGCUGCUGUGCGAGGCGCCAAACAGGGUGUAGCUAGCUACUAAACGCGUUUAUCUACC